GUGUUGUCUAUCAGUUCAGUCAGCAGAACCAAAUAGCAGGUCGUCUUUCGAGACGCUUUGAUUUUAUUGAUCCUACUAUGUAACAGUUGUAUUCUUAGUUAUCGUUACCUUUUAAUUUUUAAUAAUUGUAUCAGGAAAGACCACAUGCAGUACAUAUCUGAAGUGGCUAUAUCAAUUAGGUAAUCAAUUUCAGAAUUGGUACGUAGCAUUCAACUGCUCAGUUAUAGUCGCGAGUUGUAACGAGAUACGCCGGGCGCAAUGGCUGGCCAGAAAAAAGGAAGCAAGCAGCCUUUGUUGCAAUCUGAAACCCAGGAUGGCGAUCAUAAUCUACAUCAAAUCGAUUCCCAGUUUGGCAUGUUGGGAGUAUUUCUAAUUCUGCUUUGUGGUACUGUAUCGAGUUACCUGUUCACUAAUCUGCCCAACGCAUUGACACGAGCUGAUUUAGAGAGCUAUCCUGGCACUUUUAUUGCUGAACGAGCGUGGGAUAAUUUGAAAGUGCUGAAUGAUAUUGGCCCAAAACCAACCGGAAGUGAUGCAAACGAGAAUCUAACAGUAAGCUAUCUUAAACGUGAGAUUGAACUGAUACAGGCUAGCAAAUACAGAGAUCAACUUUUGGUUACCGAGCAUCAGGUUGUUACUGGAGGCUAUCCUAUCGACAAGCUUACAAGUCUUUAUAGGAAUGUUCAAAACCUGGUCGUGAAGUUGGCGGGCGAAAAUGAUAACUCCACAAGCCCUGCCUUACUGCUGAAUUGUCAUUUUGAUACGGUGCCAAGUAGUCCAGGAGCCAGCGAUGAUGGGGCAAGUUGUUGUGUGAUGCUUGAAAUUAUGAGAGUGCUGUCGAGAGAACCGAAACGCAAUCGACAUUCCAUCAUCUUUUUAUUCAACGGUGCCGAGGAAACGCCAUUGCAGGCAGCACAUGGAUUUAUUACGCAACACAAGUGGGCUAAGCAGGUCACGGCAUUCUUGAACUUGGAAUCGGCUGGAUCCGGUGGAAAGGAAGUCCUUUUUCAAAGUGGUCCCCAACAUCCGUGGAUGAUCGAUGUGUACGCCCGUUCUAUAAGGCAUCCAUUUGCCCAAACGGCUGGGGAGGAGAUUUUCCAGUCGGGUCAAAUCCCAUCCGAUACAGAUUUUAGAAUAUUUCGUGAUUUUGGAAACAUUCCUGGGAUGGAUUUCGCCCAUAUGAUUGAUGGAUACCGAUAUCAUACAAAGUAUGACAAUAUGGACUAUUUAUCCCUCCCAGUUCUGCAGCGUACGGGCGAUAACAUCUUGUCCCUGACCAGAGAAAUGGCAAACAGCGACGAGCUAGAGCAGGCAGCAUUGGGGCAGAAUAAGGUCGGCUAUAGCAUUUUCUACGAUUUUAUGGGUCUAUUAUUUGUAUGCUACUCGGCUGAUACUGCCAUAACAAUCAAUACUCUGGUUGCGAUUCUGGCUAUCAUCAUGCCAUACUAUGGACUCAGGCGAUCUGUGAGGGCGCUAGGAGAAGGAUCCAUAAUAAAGGAAAUCAUUUACGGAUUUGUAGCUACUGUAGUUGGCACUAUCGGAAGCAUUUUAACGUGCCUUAUCAUUGGUCGACAGUUAGAUGCUAUGGGACGAGCCUUAUCGUGGUACUCAACGCCGUUCUUAGUGCUGGGGCUGUACUGUUGCCCGGCUUUGCUGUGUCAUUGUUUCUCGCAGAUGGCUAUAAAUCGGUUAUUCUUCGAUAAAAAGUCUGUGCUGAACUUGUCGCAAAUGGUGCAAUCCCGUAUGAUUGGCGUUAGCUUUUUCUGGGCGUUCCUGGUAGUUCCGUUAACAUUCUUUGGCAUUCGAACGACUUACGUUUUGAUUAUUCUCCUAUUCUCACUAAUGUCAUCAGCCGUAACGACUGCUUUGAGUUGGCAGAAUACAACCAGAAAAUGGCUCUUGGUACAUUUAGCUUUCCAACUGCUGACAAUGCUUUGGGCAACGCAGUACUACCACAUGUUCAUGAAACUGUUCAUUCCAAUAUCCGGUCGCAGUGGAGGACACAAGAACCCGGAGUACACGGUUGGUUCAAUUGCUGCUCUGAUGACACUGUUGGCUACUAGCUACAUGAUGCCUUUGGUGGGACUGCUAAAACGAGCCUCGGAGUUGACCGCAAAAUUGACUGUGUUCAUCUUACUUGCUGUACUGCUGGCGUGCUUCACCCAGGUUGGAUUUCCGUACCGAGAUGACAGCGCACACGCUCCUACUGUUCAGCGCCAUUACGUUACGCACGUAAUGCGUUCGUACUACGAUGACCUGGGCAAUUCUAGGGGAAACGAUUCCGGAUUCUUAUUCCGAGAAAUGGAUCGUAACUCGGUCCGAAUGAUUCGGGGCAUUGCUAAUCCAGAGAAAGUUACACCAGUGCUAGCUCUGGACACGUGUGAAAAGGAAAUUUUCUGCGGCAUUCCAUUUUACUCUCUGUUUCAUCAGAGACGAUUCGACAAUUAUUGGUUACCUGGACCCGCACCCGUCGCGGAUAAGGUAGUGACAAUAAGAAAGACCAAACAGGAACAAAUCGGCGAGCACGUCCGGCGGUUGACGUUCGUUCUAGAAGGAAGUAUUCAGUCGUCGAUAAUCAUUGGGGCUAAGCCAGGUGUGAAGCUAGUGGGUUGGAACCUACUUGAAAAAUUGACCCCUGCAACAGAGUUCAACAAUCAACAAGCGCAUUUCGUGCUUGUAACCCACGGUCUACCCGGUGAGCCAUGGGAAGUGACUCUAGAUUUUGAACACGAAGACAAAAACCACAAAGGGUUGUUGGUUGAUAUUGCAGUCGUAACUACGCAUUGGGAGGCGCACCGCAUGCACACGAAGGAAUUCACGGAUCUGUUGAAUAAGUUUCCCUCGUGGGCACACGUUGUCCCAUCGGUUGCAGUUAUGAACAUUCACGUAUUUUAAAUAAUGAAGAUGCGUUUAUUUAAA
Molecule: messenger RNA, 2919 nt
Organism: Aedes albopictus (Asian tiger mosquito)
Lineage: Eukaryota; Metazoa; Arthropoda; Insecta; Diptera; Culicidae
Product: endoplasmic reticulum metallopeptidase 1
Biological process (GO): proteolysis
Molecular function (GO): metalloexopeptidase activity
Source: RefSeq, a predicted model, not a curated record